AUUGAAGAACUGUGACAGCAGGCAGGGGGCGCCUCAUCCCUGUCUUUCUCGGACCUGUGAUAUCACGUGUGGGGGGUGUAUUGAAGGUUGCAGUGAUUAUAGUCAUAUGGAUGGAUGUUAUCACACUUUGAGGGGGGAGUUGAGGAACAUCAGUCCGAAAACUGCACCGAAGUGAACAACUCCCGGAAUCACGCUGCUGGAGAACAAUUAGUGCACCGAAGUGAACAACUCUCGGAAUCACGCUGCCGGAGAACAAUUAGAACAAAAUUAUAGAGGAUAAAUUACACAUGGAUUACCUAAGCAUUUGUUAUUUUGACUGAAAUUGCAUUUCAAUAGAGAACUAUAUGGUUCGGUUUCAGGACAGUACGGCGUUUUACCACUUCCCAGGUGAACUCACGAGGUCCGUUUUCUUGGAUUUAUUUAACUUCAAAUUUGAGCAAUGGGAUAUAAAACGGAACUUGGAUAUUGUUUAUUUGUGUUAUUCACAUAUUCUCUCAUAUCCAGGUGUCGAAUGAAUAUGGAAAAUAAUAUCACAGUUGCGGUGAUGCUUCCCGAUAAUUACCACAAGUAUCCAUGGGCUUUGCCUCGGGUUUUCCCAGCAAUUCUUAUGGCGAACGAGAAUCUCCAGAAGAAGCACGGACUUCUCAAAGGCCACUCUAUUCAACUCUUGAAUUUCAGCACGGAGGAUUCAACCGGUGUCUGCGCAGAAAAUAAGGCACAGAUUAUCGCCGUGGACACCAAACUUUAUAAUAAACCAGAUGCUUUCUUUGGACCAGGGUGUGUGUAUUCAGUGGCCUCAGUUGGAAGAUUUGCAUCCCAUUGGAAACUCCCAUUGAUAACUGCGGGAGGAACCGCAUAUGGGUUUGAUAAAGGGGACGAGUACAAUACGAUUGUUCGCACCGGACCAUCGACCACUAAACUGGGAGACUUUGCAAACAUUAUUCACGCGCACUAUAAUUGGACCUCUCGUGCCAUUCUGAUUUUCCACGAUAUGAAAAAAGAUGACCGACCUCACUACUUCCUCUCUGAAGGAAUUUACCUAAAUUUGAAGGAUGAAAAUGUCACAGUUGGUGCCUUUCCAUAUGAAGACUCACCAAGCUAUUAUAAAGAAAUCAUUACUUUCAUGAAAGACCACGGAAGAAUUGUGUAUAUCUGUGGGCCUCCAGACACAUUUCUGAGUAUCAUGAAGCUUUUCCAGAGUGAGAUCCCAGACCCUGAGAACUACGCCAUCUUCUAUCUGGAUGUGUUUGCGGAAAGCCUAACAGAGCGCAAACCCUGGCUGAACAACGACAGCCUCUGGAUUGAUCCCAUCAAGGUCUUCAAGUCUGUGUUGGUAAUAACAUACAGGGAGCCUGAUAAUCCAGAGUAUAAAGAGUUCCAAGAUGAGCUCCACAUUAGAGCCCAGAAGGACUUUGAUGUGAACAUAGAACCCUCUCUGAUGGAUUUCAUCGCUGGCUGCUUCUAUGAUGGCUUUGUGAUGUAUGCUAAGGCCUUGGAGGAGACGCUGGCGGAGGGGGGCUCCCAGAGCGAUGGAAUCAACAUCACACAGAGGAUGCAAAACCUGCGAUUUUGGGGGGUUACAGGACUUGUGACCACAGACAAAAACAAUGCUAGGAACACUGAUUUCAACCUCUGGGCAAUGACAAACCAGGAAUCUGGAGAGUAUGGGCUUGUGGCCCAUUACAAUGGAACUAACAAAGAGAUCAUCUGGUCCUCAACGGAGAGGAUUCAUUGGCCCAAAGGGAGCCCACCUCUGGAUAACCCACCGUGCGUCUUCUCUUCUGAUGAGCCCAUCUGCAUUGAUGCUCACCUUCCAGUGCUGGGGAUUGUAGCUGUUGGGUCUGGCUUAGCCCUCAUCAUUUUUGGAAUCUCCAGCUUCCUCAUUUACAGGAAGCUGAAGCUGGAGAAGGAGUUGGCUGGAAUGCUGUGGAGGAUAAAGUGGGAGGACCUGCAGUUUGAGAGCCCCAACAAAUAUCCCAAAAAAGCAGGCAGCCGUCUGACACUCUCACAGGAUACUUGUUACUCCUUCCAGAGAGGCUCCAGCUACGGCUCCUUGAUAACUGCCCAUGGAAAAUAUCAGCUAUUUGCUAAAACAGGCUAUUUUAAGGGCAACCUGGUGGCCAUCAAACAUGUGAACAAGAAGAGGAUCGAGCUGACCAGACAAGUGCUGUUCGAGCUCAAACAUAUGAGAGAUGUGCAGUUCAAUCAUUUAACCAGAUUCAUCGGUGCCUGCAUUGACCCUCCCAACAACUGCAUCGUGACUGAAUAUUGUCCCAGAGGUAGUCUUCAGGAUAUUUUGGAGAAUGAGAGCAUCAAUCUGGACUGGAUGUUCCGCUAUUCACUCAUCAACGACAUAGUCAAGGGAAUGAACUAUCUUCACAACAGCUACAUCGGCUCCCAUGGAAAUCUGAAGUCAUCUAAUUGUGUGGUGGACAGUCGAUUUGUGUUGAAAAUUACGGAUUACGGCCUGGCCAGUUUCCGUUCAUCAUGUGAAAAUGACGACUCGCACGCACUCUAUGCAAAGAAGCUGUGGACGGCCCCUGAGUUGUUGAUCUACGACAGACACCCUCCACAGGGCACACAGAAAGGAGACGUGUACAGCUUUGGCAUCAUACUCCAGGAGAUAGCCCUGAGGAAUGGACCCUUCUAUGUGGACGGCAUGGAUCUGAGCCCCAAAGAGAUAGUGCAGAAGGUGCGUAACGGCCAGAAGCCUUACUUCCGGCCCACCACAGACAACAGCUGCCACUGUGAGGAGCUGACCAUCCUGAUGGACAGCUGCUGGGCCGAGGACCCCGUCGAGCGGCCCGACUUUAGCCAUAUCAAGAUCUACAUCACCAAACUCAACAAGGAGGGAAGUACCAGCAUUCUGAACAACCUGCUGUCCAGGAUGGAGCAGUACGCCAACAACCUGGAGAACCUGGUAGAGGAACGAACGCAAGCCUACCUGGAGGAGAAGAGAAAAGCCGAAAAUCUACUUUACCAGAUCUUGCCACACUCAGUAGCAGAGCAGCUAAAACGAGGGGAGACGGUCCAAGCGGAGGCGUUUGACAGUGUGACAAUCUACUUCAGUGACAUUGUUGGCUUCACAUCAAUGUCAGCUGAGAGUACACCACUGCAGGUUGUGACGGUGCUGAAUGAUCUUUACACCUGCUUUGAUGCCAUCAUCGAUAAUUUUGAUGUGUACAAGGUGGAGACCAUUGGUGAUGCGUACAUGGUGGUGUCAGGGCUUCCGGUAAGGAAUGGUAAACUCCACGCAAGAGAGAUCGCUGGGAUGUCAUUAGCCUUACUAGAACAGGUGAAAACAUUCAAGAUUCGACACAGACCCCAAGACCAGCUACGGCUAAGGAUAGGAAUCCACACAGGACCUGUCUGUGCUGGGGUGGUGGGUCUGAAAAUGCCCAGAUAUUGUUUAUUUGGAGAUACUGUCAACACAGCGUCUCGGAUGGAAUCGAAUGGAGAGGCCUUGAGGAUCCACCUCUCCUCAGCCACCAAAGAAGUGCUGGAUGAGUUUGGCUAUUUUGAUCUCCAGUUAAGAGGAGACGUGGAAAUGAAGGGCAAAGGCAAAAUGAGAACCUAUUGGCUUCAGGGGGAGAAGACUGACGUGUACGUUAUUUGAGAGGCGCUGCUGUACUCACAUUGGAGCCAACCACAGAGGAGGCUACACAGUGGCACAGCCAGCCACUGCUUUAUUUGUUUUAGAAUAAGUCCUAAAGGUGAUACCCUCCUAAAGUACGAAAAGAAGGGAUGUUUAAUGGUAUGUUUAAUACCUGUGUACGUACGGUAACUGCAAAAAGUUGUAAAGAUGUUUUGUAUGAAGAAUCUUUCUGUCCUGAGAGUGAGUACUUUUCGAUGAUGAUGAAUUCCUAUUUUUUUGUGCUUUAUAUCAAGAUUUGUAUAAUGUGUUUGGAAGUCAAUGAUGUAUUAAUAGUCCAUACAGCAUUCAUAACAGAUGGGCACAGUGUAAUGAUCAAUGUCAAUGCAGAGGUUAGAGUUCCACAGUGAUGUCAUACAGUACAAGAUGAUAUAUGUAUAUAUGUACAUCCAAGAUAUUGUAAGAUAUUUUGUUCAAUAAACGGAGUAAAAUACAA
This is a messenger RNA of Oncorhynchus masou masou (cherry salmon), 4088 nucleotides long. RefSeq names its product atrial natriuretic peptide receptor 2-like. Gene Ontology annotation, biological process: cGMP biosynthetic process; receptor guanylyl cyclase signaling pathway; intracellular signal transduction. The transcript is spliced from 22 exons. Gene Ontology annotation, molecular function: peptide hormone binding; adenylate cyclase activity; protein kinase activity. Bases 440 to 3616 code for a protein of 1058 amino acids. Gene Ontology annotation, cellular component: plasma membrane. The record is from RefSeq and is a predicted model, not a curated record. Lineage: Eukaryota; Metazoa; Chordata; Actinopteri; Salmoniformes; Salmonidae.